Asterias rubens (European starfish) is the source of this 2497-nucleotide messenger RNA. RefSeq names its product farnesyl pyrophosphate synthase-like. The coding region runs from base 125 to 1408 and encodes 427 amino acids. The transcript is spliced from 10 exons. The record is from RefSeq and is a predicted model, not a curated record. Gene Ontology annotation, biological process: trans, trans-farnesyl diphosphate biosynthetic process. Gene Ontology annotation, molecular function: dimethylallyltranstransferase activity; (2E,6E)-farnesyl diphosphate synthase activity. Gene Ontology annotation, cellular component: cytoplasm. NCBI's taxonomy places the organism in Eukaryota, Metazoa, Echinodermata, Asteroidea, Forcipulatida, Asteriidae.
CCGUUGCACAUUAUCCAGAAAAUUAUAGCUGUCGAAAACACUUCCGUUUUCUAUUUGAUUCAUCUUCAAAAGAGCUUUAAUCGGUCAAGAUAAUUUCAUCAACAGACAGAGAACAAAACUACAUAUGACCCAAAUUACUUCGAUGCUGGGUCGAAACUUGCGGUUUAUUUUGGAUUCGGGGUUUUUAACGGGACGAUUUUUUGGAGGCGGAGCUGUCUCUUCACGGUCGUGGGUGAAUAUCGUCCCAUCCACGGCAUGUCCAAUCAGGAAGGCGGGUCGGUGUACGUCAGUCAUCAAUCACGGUGUUUAUCGUAAUAGGUCGGGAAAUAUCAAUAUAAAAAUUGGACAAUACCGUUUCAUGAUGGCCAGUAACACAGCUAUGGAUGCGGAGAGGUUUGGUGACGUCUUCCAAGAAUUGGUCAAAGACAUCGUUGGAGACGAUGAGAGUAAUCCUGAAAUUAGAGAUGCUGCACUUAGGUUUGAAAAGAUGUUGGCCUACAAUGUCCCGCACGGCAAGAGGAAUCGUGGUCUAACGACCGUCGCGUCCUUCAGACAUCUUGCGAAACCGUCCCAGAUGACUGAUGAGAACUUACAUAAAGCAAUGGUUCUUGGCUGGUGUGUAGAAUGGCUUCAAGCGUACUUUCUGAUUGCCGAUGAUAUAAUGGACCAGUCCAAAACGAGAAGAGGACAGCCAUGCUGGUUCCGUAAAUCAAAUGUUGGUAUGGAUGCCAUAAACGAUUCCUUCUUCGUUGAGACCGCCAUCUACAAGUUAUUAAAGAAACAUCUGGCGAAUGAACUGUAUUACGUUAAUGUGCUGGAGAUGUUUCACGAGACCACGUACCAGACGGUCAUCGGUCAGUCCUUGGACCUCAUCACAUCCCCAGAGGGCAACAAAGAUCUCAACAGAUUCACCCAACAAAGAUAUGAUGCAAUAGUGAAAUGGAAGACAGCAUUCUAUUCAUUCUACCUCCCGGUGGCACUGGCCAUGUUUAUGGUUGGAAUAUCGGAUGAAGAGUCGCAUAAGAACGCCAAGAUAAUCCUGCUGCAGAUGGGCCACUUUUUCCAGGUCCAGGAUGACUUCCUCGAUUGCUACGGCAACCCAGAAGUGAUCGGCAAAAUCGGAACAGAUAUUGAGGAGAAUAAAUGCAGUUGGUUAGUGGUGCAAGCUCUUAAGGCAGCGACUCAAGAACAACGCGAAGUAUUAGAGGAAAACUACGGCAUUGACAACCCAGCAAAGGUUGCCAUGGUAAAGAGUUUAUACAAAGACCUCAACUUGGAAACGGUUUACCGCAACUAUGAGGAGCAGAGUUAUAACGACCUCCAGCAGCUGAUUGAUAAACACAUGGGACAGCUACCCAAAGAAAUGUUCAUUGCUUAUGCCAAAAAGAUAUACAAGAGGCAGAAAUAAUACGACUGUCAUGGCCCCAGGGACGAUUUCACAAAGAGCCAAGAUUGGUAUUAACCCUUUGGUGCAUAAAUUAAUUUUAAACAAGCAAAAUAAGAACAUGUUCAGAUGCCAAAAUAGGCCUCGGGACUGAACUCGCUUAAUAUUUGAGUGAGAAAUUACCUCUUUAUCACUAACUUUGUUUUACUUCGGAGGGAGCCAUUUCUAACAUAUUUAACCAUCAACGGCUUCACAAAAGAAUUGACAUGUACAUGACACGAAAUCUGCUGUAUUCAAGGUAUUUUAUUAUUAGCUUUAAUAUUAACAACAAAUCAGUAAUUAAUCUUAUAAAAGUAUACGGUGGUAUUUUUAAGAUUACAGACUUUUGACAAGUUUAAUAGAGCACAACAGAUUACUAAGCACCGAAACCAAUUUUGCUCACAUUAAAAGGGUUACCAGCAAAAGCGCCAUGUUAUGUGCACAAUUUGUGACUGGUUCCCUGCUCAUCAGUGUUGUAGGUCUCGAAACCCGGUCUCGGUGUCUCGGUGUCGGACUGAGACCAGCCCUCCGAGACCGAGAAAUUUUGCAGUCCGAGACCGAGUACGGGAGGGGGGAGGUCACCCCCUUGAUCUCGGACUUGGAGGUCUUGACUACAACACUGCUGCUCAUAUUACCAGCAAAAUUGGUUAAGCUCUAUGAAGAUGGGCCUUGCUUGAAUUACUAGCUUACUUGAGAAAUCAUGGUGAAAUACGCAUGGGUUAGAACGAUAUUCUGUUUCAGUGAACACACAAUCUUACUUGGGGGUUAACAGCUUUAUGAAAUUGGACCCCGGUAAUUUGGAGAAUUUCAAAGAGGUAGUGUCCUAAAAAACUUUACGAGAAUGUGCAAUCGGGCUUAUAAUUUGUAUGACAUCAUAAUGACAUCACCAUAUACUUAUAAAAAAUACAGAGUUUGAAAAAUAUCAUCGAGAAUGGCUAUGCUUACAAUAGAACCUUUCCCAUGAAAUAUGUAAGUUGCACGUAGUUCGUAUCACUAACUUUUGGUUGGCAAAAAUAAGGAAACAUCGCGCUGUUUUGUACACGGCUAAUGGCUGCGUGACGCAUACACGCUUGC